Molecule: messenger RNA, 1030 nt
Organism: Stylophora pistillata
Lineage: Eukaryota; Metazoa; Cnidaria; Anthozoa; Scleractinia; Pocilloporidae
Biological process (GO): positive regulation of axonogenesis
Cellular component (GO): cytoplasm
Molecular function (GO): calcium ion binding
Source: RefSeq, a predicted model, not a curated record
UUUGGAAAACAGUGUGCUCGUGUCAAAUCCUAAAAUGGUUUUAUAUUAAGGAGACAAAUUGGAAUUUGUUGCCAUUUCAUUCGACGACCCACUGAGCUUUUGUUUCCCUGCGCAACGCAAGGCAGUCGCACAAGUGGAAAACACGAAUGGCGCUGUCAUGUCGCACUGUACGGCCCAGGGAUUUCGCCUCUUUUUUGCUUCUGCCGUUGUCUUCUACGCCUUUUGUAGAGUUCAAGGGAACGCUUGUCCAAAACGUUGGUCGUAUUUAGCGGGAUACUGCUAUUUCUUCUCCAACGACACUACCACGUGGCUCAACGCGCGGCAGCGCUGUAAGGAGACUGGGGGAGAUCUCGUGAAAGUAACUUCAGACGAACAAAACGCUUUUAUCGCUUCACGUUAUUCGAGUUCCCGUUGUUUGACCGAAGGAACCUGGAUAGGACUCCGCCGAAAUUCCAAAAAUUUGUCCCGAUGGGUAUGGUUGGACGAUUUCAAUGUGGUGCCUAAGUACACAAAAUGGCACAGAAAGGAGCCAAUGAACGAUCGUUUGGAUAAAAACUGCACAGAAAUACAUCCAAGUAAAAGCAUAUACUGGUAUGGAAGGGAGUGUUCUGCUCGAGGAUGCUAUAUUUGUGUUAAAGAUGCCAACGAGUGUAACAAUUAUAAUGUCUGUAGCGGUCAACCGUGUAUCAAUGUCCCAGGAAGUUAUAAAUGUUCUUGCAGGAAGGGCUUUACAGCAACAAAAGGACAGAAAAAAUGCGAAGACAUUGACGAAUGUAGAGAUAGAAAUGGUGGAUGCCCUCAUUGGUGUGUUAACACUCCUGGAAACUACAUUUGUCAUUGUAGAGAUGGAUAUGUGACGCAGAAGAAUGGCACAAUUUGUAGAUCAACAGAAUUUUCAACCGCUGGAACUGAGAUGAAAAGUAGAGAAGAGACUAGAAUUACAAGUACAAAGGCCACGAAUGACACAAAGCUAUCUACCCAGCCUCCACCUGAGAAACCACCUGGUGAGUCUGUGACUACAGAUUUUUAA